GGAUCAAGAUAAAAAUCAAACUAACUUUUAUAUUAAGUAAUGGAAGUAGCAUGAAGCAAGGAGAAGGUAAUUUGAGUGUAGCAAGGAAGAAGAGUAUUGAAGUAAAAAGGGUCCGCUUUGGACUUCAUCGAUGGUGCUGUCCCACCAAAGGCCAUUUUGUGGUCCAUUUGUUGUUAUUGCAAUCCACUUGCGUCUCUUCCUUUCUGGCCGAAGGUAGCUAAGAGGCUCUAUGUUACGACUUCAGCAUUACAAACUUUGGAAGACGAAGUCAAAAUUGUAAGAGAUAAUUAAGCUAUAUGACUUUGUCAAGGCCUACCUAUACUGCCGUACCAGCCAGCCACAUCCUGACACAGUAAUAAACUAACAGCAACUUCUGUAACAAUUUUUCCGUUUUUUUCAGUCACCAACCGAUUCCAGAAGGCAGCGAAUAUAUAUGAGCAGCAGAAACGUCAAAAUUGAUACAUGAAGACCGGAGUUGUGUUACCGAGCAAAGGAAAGAGGAGAAAAACAUGCCAUCACCUGACCCAAACGAGGCCUCCCACAAAUGCCCUCAAGGAUGCUGCCCAUCCCCAUUUUUCAACUCUCCAGCAUCUCAGGGAGAAUUAGGCAAACCCAGAAAUAGUUGUGCAGAGUGUCGCCAUCGUUUUGCUACUGAAACUGCUUCCUCCAUCUUCCCAAACACCCAAUUCACUAAUCAUGAGUCUCUUCCAUCUCUGCAAGAUUCGUUCAGUGAAUUCAUCAAGGUUUAUCCACAAUACUCUGAGACUGAGCAAGUUGACCAGGUUAGAGCCAAAGAGUAUUCCCAUCUAAUUGCUUCUGAUCAUACUUGCCUUGAUUACAUUGGUAUUGGCCUCUUCUCCUACUCUCAACUGCAACGCCUUGAUGUCUCGAAAACCCAAGACUCUUCUCCUUCAAUUUCUAAAGCACCACCGGAAUAUUCAGAUUUCCCAUUGUUUAGUAUCUCCUCCAGAACUGGGAAUAUCAAGACUCUACUGCUUCAUGGUGGACCAGAGUCAGCAUUUGAGUCCGCAUUGAGGAAAAGAAUCAUGAGUUUCCUGAAUGUUUCUGAUAAUGAUUACUUCAUGUUAUUCACAGCAAAUAGAACAGCAGCUUUUAAACUCGUGGCUGAAUCUUACCCAUUCCAGGCUUGUCGCAAGCUUCUGACAGUUUAUGACCAUGAAAGUGAGGCAAUAGAAACAAUGAUUAGCUCCUCGGAGAAGAGAGGAGCCAAAGCUAUGUCUGCAGAGUUUAAAUGGUCACGACUCAGGAUUCAGUCUGCUAAAUUGAGAAAGAUGAUCGCGGGCAGGCGGAAGAAGAAGAAAAAAAGGGGGCUUUUCGUUUUCCCAAUUCAUUCUAGAGUAACAGGAGCUAGAUACCCUUAUCUCUGGAUGAGCAUAGCGCAGGAGAAUGGGUGGCACGUAUUAGUUGAUGCAUGUGCACUGGGACCUAAAGAAAUGGACAGCUUUGGCCUCUCUCUUUUUCGCCCAGAUUUUAUUAUAUGUCCCUUCUAUAAGGUGUUUGGGGAAAACCCGUCAGGAUUUGGAUGCCUCUUUGUAAAGAAAUCAGUCAUAUCCAUUCUAGAAGAUUCCUCUAGUGCAGGAAUUGUGAAUCUUGUAGCAGAAAGGCAACCAUUUCAAGUGUCAGACGAUUCUUCAGGAACGGACAUAAAACUUGAAAAAAAACCAUCAAGAUUACAAGAAGAACUAGCUUCUUCAAGCUCUUUCUUCAGUAAGAUAACAAAAGUAGGAGAAUCAUCUGGGCUUCAGCGCACAAAGGCACCAGAAGAAUCAAAAUCUCCAAAGAGCUCUGCAAGCGAGGAAAUGCAUGACGCUAUUGAGAGCCAGCAAGAGAGGAAAGCUAAAGAUGGAGAAGAUGAGUACCUUGAUAUUGAAUGCAGAUGUUUAGACCAAGUGGACUUGUUGGGGCCGAUACUGAUUACUAACAGAGCAAGGUACCUAAUAAAUUGGCUGGUAAACUCAUUAUUGAAGCUUAAGCACCCCAAAACAGAAGGGGUUCCCCUUGUCAAGAUUUAUGGUCCGAAGAUAAAAUUUGACAGAGGGCCUGCUUUGGCAUUCAAUGUAUUUGAUUGGAAAGGAGAAAAAGUUGAGCCUGUUCUUGUACAGAGACUUGCUGACAGAAGCAACAUUUCUCUUAGUUAUGGGUUCCUACACCAUAUCUGGUUUGCAGAUAAGUAUGCUGAAGAGAAGCGAAGAGUCCAGCAUACCAAAGAAAGUAGAGGGCAGGAAGGUAACAAAAAAUAUAGAGAUAACCUGGGAAUAACUGUCGUUACUGCUGCAUUAGGCUUUCUAGCUAAUUUUGAAGACAUGCACAAACUCUGGGCUUUUGUUGCUCGAUUCCUUGAUGCAGACUUUGUGGAGAAGGAGAGAUGGAGAUAUACUGCUCUCAAUCAAAAAACAAUUGAAAUCUAGUUUUAUUUAUUCUUCUGGAUAAUCAAUCUUAGAAGACUUGAAUGUGAAAUCGGCUGAAGAUUCAUAUGCAUGGAAAUUUAAUUCUCCUUGAAAAAGAUCAGUAUAAACUUGUUCAUUCA
This is a messenger RNA of Neltuma alba, 2548 nucleotides long. RefSeq names its product molybdenum cofactor sulfurase-like. The record is from RefSeq and is a predicted model, not a curated record. NCBI's taxonomy places the organism in Eukaryota, Viridiplantae, Streptophyta, Magnoliopsida, Fabales, Fabaceae. Bases 510 to 2429 code for a protein of 639 amino acids. The transcript has a single exon.